Messenger RNA from Ipomoea nil (Japanese morning glory), 1883 nucleotides. RefSeq lists its product as uncharacterized. The record is from RefSeq and is a predicted model, not a curated record. Lineage: Eukaryota; Viridiplantae; Streptophyta; Magnoliopsida; Solanales; Convolvulaceae. The transcript has 7 exons. Bases 106 to 1776 code for a protein of 556 amino acids.
GCCAGCAUAAGUAGUGCCCAAACAAUAAUUAGCAGUGGAUCGGAGAGAUAUUACCAAAUCCCAGACUUCACAGCUCCUCUCCUCAGACCUCUGCAGGUUGGAUCGAUGGCGCUCAAUUAUUGUGAUAGUGCUACAAGCGAUGACCUGUCAGCCCCUUUGCUCCAUCAACGGGAAACUUAUGAUAAUGGAAAGGAGAAGCAAGCUCCACAAGAUCACGUUUUGAACGUAAGUUAUUUAAGUGAACAAACUCACAAUGGACACCCUGAAAAUGAAAAGGAGAAACAAGCUGGUCCACAAGAUCAUGUUUUGAACAUAGAUAAUUCAAGUGAUCAAACUCACAGUGGACGAAGUAAUCAUGGAAAGGAGAAACAAGCUGGUCCACAAGAUCAUGUUUUGAACAUAGAUAAUUCAAGUGAUCAAACUCAGAGCGGGCGAAGUAAUCAUGGAAAGGAGAGGCAAGGUUCACAAGAUAAGGCAUUGAACACAAGUUGUUUAACUUGUCAAACUCACAACGGAGGAAGUGAUAUUAGAAAGGAGGGCAAAUCAAGUGGUGACAAUCUUAAACCAACUUUGGUAUCCAUUGGCCCCAAGUACGAAUUCAAGACCCAAAAGUACAAGGCUACGCAUUUCAAUUCUUUUCUCAAAAGGGGAGGGGAGGGGACAACAAAAUUAAACAUGAUGAUGAGUAUGUACCGGGAACACCUUAAGGAUCCGGAGUUGAAAUUGGUGAAAAAACCUCGAAAAUAUUAUGCGGAUAUUGGAAUUAACUGCCCUGGUAGUGAUGAAGAGUUGGUGAACAUGUUGCUGAUUGAUGGUGGUUUUUUGGUGGAGUUUGUUCUGAAAUGCAAGGAAGGUGACAGUGACGACCUUCGCAUAAAAGAUAAAGGGAAGGAAGCCCGUAAAGACAUGUUGUGCUUCGGGAAUCAACUCCCUUUUGAUGUCCUUAACGUCCUCUAUCAAAAACUGAUCGGCUAUACCAAAGAGACAGACCCUCCGAGUUUCAUAAGAUUGGUGAAGUUCGCAUUUGCAUCGUUCGCCCCCAAUAUUACCAUAUCCAAUUUCUUUGAUGAUACCAAACCUGAGAACCCCCUUGAUAUACUCCAUGUUCUCCACACCCUUUGUCUUCCAAUCAAUGCCCCCCACCAACAAAACCAAACAGUUAACAAAGAGUGGCCAACACUAGUGCAUAUUAUCAGUGCCACGGAGCUUCAAGACGUGGGAGUUAUGUUUCAUAACACUAGCGUAAUCUACACUAUGCCAAGGCAAUACCACACAGUUUCAUCCUUAAAAGAGUGCAAGGAUACAACUAGCCUAUUCGACAUAACCUUUUCGGGCGGGGUGAUGAAGAUUCCUUCUUUCAAAGUCGACGACUUCACUGAAAUAUUCUUCCGAAACAUGAUUGCCCUGGAGCAAUGCCGCACUCUAAAACCCAAAUACUACACAGAUUACGCCAGGUUGAUGGACCACCUGGUGGACACCAAUAAAGACGUGAGUUUGCUCCGCAAGAAUGGAACCAUUCACAACCUUUUAGGCGAAGAUAAGAAUGUGGCCGAUGUGUUCAACAGUGUGUGUGUUAAGGUAGAUAUUACCACCAACUUCUAUUUUGCACCGCUCUACACAGCUCUGAAUCGCCAUUGUAGCAACAGACUCCUUGUGUGGAAGGCAAGACUAAAAAAUGAUUAUUUCUCCGAUCCGUGGAAAGGGAUUUCCUCUAUUGCUGGUGCUAUCGUCUUGUUACUUGGUGCCGCCCUCACACUCAAAAGUCUACUUUCUUAGACCCACCUCAUUUCUCAAUAUGUGCACUACUUCAACUAGCUUCAAUUCAUCAUUAAUGUGUACUUUAUACUAGCUGGUCACAAUAAAAGCGACGCAUCUAGCUAGUU